GAGAAGGAGGAGGGGGGAGUCUGAAUUGGACUGGCUCGGUUCAUUCGCACCGCAGACCCCGCAGCAGGCCGAGGACAGGGGAGGCCCGAGGACGGGGAGAAAGAGGGGAUCAAGGUGGACCGGAUCUGAGAUCCCUUUCAGGUUGGGAUACAGCGGGACACCGGGCGGGGAGGGGGCCCGCAUGAUUCCUCACAAUCCGCAGGCUGUAAUGAUGGUGGUGAUGCACCGAGAGCUGAGCGGUGAAUUCCUGCAGAGCCCGACACACUGCACCCCGAUCCCGCCACCGAGUGUGAGCUGCUGCAGGGGCACACGCUUCUUCUCUCCAUCAGAGCCUCACCAGCACAAAACCGGAUUUCCACACCGAUGCUCGAGCCAAACAUCCCCGUGACGGACUACCUUGCAAGCUCCAUUCAUACUCCACCCCGUCUGCGGGAUGAGACGGGGUCUUGCGGCGGACGGAGAGACCAGUUUUGAAACGAGCCUGCGUUUUACUGCACCGGUUUCGAUGUGCAUGCACCGGUUGUUUUGAAUCGUGCGCUGGACAAGACCGGAGGGGGAAAACAUGUUGGUGCGAUGCUACCGGGGCAAGCUGUCGGCGUGGGCCGCUCUGUGCGUGCUGGUGCUCUGCUGGUUUUACAUUUUCCCCGUCUACAGGCUCCCCAGCGAUAAGGACAUAGUGGAAGAGGUGCUGAGGCAGGGGCAAGUAUGGCAGAAGAACCAGACGGGCAUCGAUUUGUACAGGAAGUUGCUGACAGAGUGCUGCAGUCCGCGGAGGAUGUUUGCGGUGACCAAGGAGAACUCGCCGCUUGGCAAGGUCCUGUGGUAUGAUGGCGAGUUUUACCACUCGCACACCGUCAACAAUGAGACCUACCCGCUCUUUGUGCAGGACAACCCUCUGCAGCUGCCCCUGAAGAAGUGUGCGGUGGUAGGCAACGGUGGCAUUCUGCGGCACAGCAAAUGCGGGAAGGACAUUGACCGGGCUGACUUCAUCAUGAGGUGUAACCUUCCUCCGCUUUCAAAGGAAUAUGUGGAGGACGUGGGAACCAGAACACAUCUGGUCACAGCCAACCCCAGCAUCAUAGAGAAAAGAUUUCAGAACCUUUUGUGGUCGAGAAAAGAUUUUGUGGACAGUAUGAAGGUCUACGGCUCCAGCUACAUCUACAUGCCAGCGUUCUCCAUGAGACCUGGCACUGACCCAUCAUUGCGGGCGUACUACGCCCUGGCAGAUACCUCCUCCAACCUCACCAUGCUCUUUGCCAACCCCGAAUUCCUGCGCACGGUGGGGAAAUUCUGGAAAGCCCGCAAUAUACAUGCCAAACGCCUCUCCACGGGGCUCUUCCUGGUCAGCUUGGCCUUGGGGCUGUGCGAGGAAGUGACGGCCUAUGGCUUCUGGCCGUUUUCCGUCGGCUUGGACCAGCAGCCGGUCAGCCAUCAUUACUAUGACAACAUCCUGCCCUAUAAAUGGUUCCACGCCAUGCCUGAGGAGUUCGUCCAGCUUUGGCAUCUGCACAAAAGCGGCACACUGCGUAUGAGAGUGGGACUCUGCCCCCCUCAGGAUGGAGGGAGUUAACUUGAUAGCGGUCAGCUGAAGUUUGGAGGGCUGAAGGAAGCAUAUGAAGACAUUUUGCUUGUGAAGCGACAGGAAGUUGUCGUGACAAAAAUGCUCACUGCAUCUGUGUCCAUACGCACUCCUGCCCCCACCCACCUCACCCCCCCCCUGCUAAUCCCUAAUUACCAUGAGAAUGUUCUCCACCCAGACCAGCACCAUCAGGGACAGAACACACACGGACACACGCAGCCAUACACACACAAUGUAAAAUAUUUGUACAUUCCCACAACUUGCCAUAUCUCCCCCUGCCCCUUCUGAAAUCUCUGUGUGUGCAUGGAUGUUUGUUUAUGGAAAGCCUCAGCUGAGACUAAUCAAGGUGAAAGUGUGUGGGGUUGGAGGGGUGGGGGUUGUUUUUUGUUGUUGUUGUUGUUUUGAGGGGUUUUUUGUAUGCUGACUACUGUAUCUGACUGACAUAUGGGGCAGCUGGACCAAACCCCCCCCUCUGGGUCUUUGUUAAACAGAGACAGAAGGAGUGGAGGACUGGCGGGGGGUAAUAAAACGCACUGAGAGACUGGUGAGAUGAGAGGAACAAGGGAGAGAUAAUGGUCUAGCUUGAAUAGGACUCAGAUUUAAUGGAGGGAAAAGAAACAGACUGGCAGGGGGGAAGAGAGAGUGAAAGCUGGCUGGUAUGUGUAUGAAAGGAUUUUCUUUCUGCUUUUCUUUAACCAAGCGCUUGAUUGGCAUUCUCUGGUGCCAAAUAGAGCUUUAGUUCAAAGCAGGAGACAUUAGAAAUUGAGUCUUAAGUACUAUAUACCCUAGAAUGUUUAGCCAAGUUACAUUUUAACCCUUCGUUGAAAAGGAAAAAUGAGUACAACCCAGUGUCCGUGAAUUGUUUUUGUUUGCCAGAUGUACUUUUUGAGAUUAAUGUGAAUUCUUUUGUAGUUUCAUCAGUGGCCAUGAAGAGAAGAGACAAAGUGUUUUGGACGUACAUAAUCAGAAACGAGUGUUUGUUGCAAAAAAAAAAAAUCAUCACGCGUGGGUACCUCACCUCCAUCAUGGACAUCAUCACUGACUGACUGUGUGGUACGAUUCACUCACAAACAGUCUCAUUAGGUUAAGAAAAACACCCUGACCCACUUCUUUAGAUGGGGCAGUUACAAAGUCAUCUCUUGGUAACUGGGCUGUACUUUCUGAGGACCAAGCCAAGGGAACAGUGGUCUCUUUGAUACACACUCUGUCACACACACUAUCUUUAUGCUCUCAAGUUGCAAGACACUGAUAUAAAGAGUGAUCGUGACAGAGAAAGACUUGAGGACUUGAUGUCACAAAGCGCCAUUACUUGAUAGGGUUGUGAUUUAUUCAUGCAAAUGCUGUCGUUGCCAUUUUGCAUCAGGGUACAGGAUGAGCUGAGCCUCUGUCCUGUGCUUCUUUGAUAAUUGUGACUUUUCUUGUUUUUGUUUUUUUUUUUACAUUUUUUGUGCACAAGGGAAAAACAGCUCUCAUGUAGAAGCCUGCAGGCCUUGCAGAUGGAAAAAUCGAUGUACUUUCUUUAAAAUGUUAUUUAAGAGAUGUGACCGUGCCAUAUUGUCAGCACAGCAAACAAUGGAUGACUCUGCAUGCAGUGCAUGGAGUGUACCACAGCCCAUCAAAAUACUCCUCAUGCUUUGUGCUUUUAUCCCCUUCCUUGUCUGUUGAACUGAAUGAGGUCCAGUGCCUUUGAGAUGUAUUAAACCUGCAGUGCAGAACAGCGUAAAUCAUCGUCCAUUACAUUCAAUCCCUUGCCAAAUUAGUUCAAGCAAUUUUGCCUGUGACAGACAAGCAAAUCUCUCAGUUCGUCGCACGCUCGCAUUCACGCCUACAUGCAAAUUUAGAUAACAUGCAAACUCCACACAGAAAGGGUCCAACCAGCCGGCAGGUUCAAACCCAGAACCUUCUUGCUGUGAGGCAACAGUGCUAACCCCAGUCUGUAUUUCGAAAGUUGUAUACGAAAGUUCCACACUGCAGGUUUAAGGUAAAAAGGUCUUUCAAACAAGGGAUAUUUCUAACGCUGAUCUUGCUUUUCAAUGUGUUUUUGAUUUUCUUGGCCGCACUUGGCUCUGUGUAUCAGUUGAAUAAUAUGUGAUAGUGAUCCCCGACAUCAUGUAAAAUUAACUUAAAAAGAGCUACAUGUUGGAUGAAGUUCAUGACGUGAGACAUAAUCUAAUAAUUUCCAGUCCAAAAGCUCUUAAUGAAAUUGUUUUUUGUGAUGUUUCUUCUUUGCACCUUUUGUUUUUUACUCUCCUGCCCAGUAUUGUGAAUGAAUGAGAUGUGACAUAGUGUGAAUUUGAAGUCAGCAUGAUGAUUUUUAAUAUGUAAGUGCUUUUGGUACACAGAUUUGUAUCUAUUUCCAUUAUUUUCUGAUUCAUGCACUCAUUCCAUCCUAUCUGAGUGACAAAAAACAACCACAAAGAUGCGAUCUCUCUUUAAAACAGAGAUGUCAUGUCUGUUAGUGUAACGACCAAGUAGUUUUAGAUCUCCAGUCUUUCUUUCUAAGUAUACUUUUUAAAAGCUACAUGUGGGCUUCACUGACAGGUCCAAAUAAAGUGCAGUUGUUGCGAACAGAAAACAUCUGAAUCUUUGGCACUGUGCUCUUCCUGCUACAACCUGCACAGCUUCUGUUCACAUAUCGUGUGCAGCUUGCCAAUAUUUAAAACACUAACUCGACAUAUACAUUUUUAACAGUUUUUUGUUAUCAGUCUAACAUGGAAGAACAUGUAAGGGCAACAUCAUCACCAUCACCAAAGAAGGCAGCAUAUUAUCAAUGGGUUUUUUUGAUUGUUUGUUUUUUACAGUCCAAUCACUGGUUUCAUAUCUGUUUUAUCACCUUAAAGGGGAAUGUUUUUAAACAUUCGUGCAAUUUUACGUAUUUGGUAAAAACAGGACGCAUGCUUGGUAAUGGGUACGAACCUGCCCAGUAGAACACCUGAGCUGGCAGUUGACCAAAACUGUCAUUUUAAAUUGUUAAAAAUAAAAACAUAAAAAAUGUUAUUGUGUGACUUUGAUCAGUGGCAAAAACAAGCACUUUUAGUGGGCGUAUUUUGACAGGCGCAGUUGUAGUCAUUUAGACACCAAAAUAGAAAAAUAGAAUUAAAAAAAACACCAGAAUCACCCUUUAAUUAAAUAUAUAAGACUUGUUUUGCAUUUUCAUAAAUGCACUUAUUCGCUCUCUUGAUGUUACUUAGGUGAAAAGUUUGAUGCUGUCCAUUAAAUAUAAAGCUACAGCUAACAGCCUGUUAGCAUAGCUUAGCAGCAGGACUGGAAAUGGGAAAAAAACAGCCACCCUAUCAGCAACCGCUAAGGCUUGCUCAUUAUAAUGUCAUAUUUCUGGGGUUAAAUCCAUGAGUUCCACUGGCAAUUCAUAUUAACAGUCAGAUGUCUGCAGGGCGUAAGAGCUAUCAAACUGUUCUGUCUAUUCAAUCCACACCUACUCUGUUAGGACAUCACCGUCCUCAAAACCAGCUGUCCUGUCAGCAGCAGGUCCUGAGGAGCUGAAACUGUCCUGACACGAGCUGACAGGUAGCACACAGAUAUGAGGCUCAUAUCAAUUAUCUAACUCUCAAAAAAAAAAACAGCAAAGCAUUUCCCAAAAUCUCCGAGUCCAGCAGGAGCAGCACAACAAAGAAGCCACAUGUCUGAUCUCUGUAGCAGCCAUUUGAUUGGCUGCAGUGUCCUUAGGCAAGACGUUGAAAACCUGCCAGUCUGUUUAUGUCGAAGCUCUGUAGUCUUCUUUCAUGUUCUUGAGGAUAAUUUCUUUCAUUUGGUCCUGUUAGUAUGAAAACAGCAAGUUGUUCGUGCUGAUGUCUUGGUGCAGAUUAACCACAGGAGAGUCUCAGAUGUACAGACGUCCUGCUGCAUCACAGAUGACAUGAUAAACCCAGUAUGAAGUGGGUCAAGUAGUACAAAGAUACAUGUUACAUGCCAUUUGUUUUAAUCUGGUGAUUUUUUAGUAUCUUUUAAAUUACACUUCUCUUGUCGGUUGUUGGUGCGGUUUAUAUGCUGUUUCCAGCCCUUUCACCACAGUGUACUUGGGUCAAAUCAGUAGAAGAAGGUGAAAGGGACAGUUGGGGGUGCCAACAUCAUCAAUUUUAACAUUUUACACAUAGCAGCUUUAAAAAGGUUUAAAUAAAUCUUCAAAGCAGAUUCAUUCAAAUUGAUUGCUGAAUAAUAUUUUGAAAAUUGAUUUUAGUUGUGUUGAUGCAGUAAAUGGGGUUAAAACAAAAACAAAUAGUCAUUUGCAAAAACUGUUACUCAUCAGUGCUGGUCCAGAGGGCUCAACUUUGGUACAUAUUUAAAUAUGUGAUGUUAUGCCAAACUUACUUACUUUAAAUAACAGAUGUGAAUGUGCUUUGUUUGCCUGACUGAUGGAAUUUGGUACAAAAAGAUGAAGCAACUGUCAUCUCCUCUGCUCGUUCAAGUCAUCUGAUGUGAACCACCCUGCCUGAGCAUGUUAGAAAUAAAUCGGAAAUGCUGUUCAAAAUGGACUAAACCAGUUGUGUACCACAUGGAUUAAACUGUGAAGAUAAAUAAGAAAAAACUGAAUAAAAAAUCCACCAUAUCCAUAUACAAGGUGAACACUAUCCAAUAAAAGAAGGAAAAUCAAGUACGGUACUUUCAGCUGUGUGGUUUUCUUUCGCAUGAAUGAAAUGUGCCAUAUAUUGCUCUGUUACUUUAACUUUAACUCAUAACUUUAGGUGACAAUUACAGUGCUUGAAAUUAAUAAAGAUAUUCUCCUUUCCUUGUGUUUGAAACCCGCCUGAACACAACUUGUUUCAUGUGAA
This is a messenger RNA of Scatophagus argus, 6366 nucleotides long. It is a transcript of the gene st8sia1, whose product is annotated as ST8 alpha-N-acetyl-neuraminide alpha-2,8-sialyltransferase 1. NCBI's taxonomy places the organism in Eukaryota, Metazoa, Chordata, Actinopteri, Scatophagidae. The coding region runs from base 563 to 1570 and encodes 335 amino acids. The record is from RefSeq and is a predicted model, not a curated record. The transcript has 5 exons. Gene Ontology annotation, molecular function: alpha-N-acetylneuraminate alpha-2,8-sialyltransferase activity. Gene Ontology annotation, biological process: N-glycan processing; oligosaccharide metabolic process.